UCUCUCUCUCUCUCUCUCUCUCUGUAAAAAGCAAGCCAAACCUUCUUAUAUUCACUCGCAUGGUGAACUCCUUUUCUUCUAAACCCUGAACAUGGUUGAGAAGAAAACCGAAGAACUGAUCGUCGCAGAGUACAAACUCCACAUCCACUGCAAGGAAUGUGCGAGUGCUGUCCACAAACACAUCGUUCAGAAUUCAGGAGUCGAGAAGGUCGAUAUAAACGUUGAAAGCGGGAAAGUGAUCGUCAAAGGCUACUUCGAUGUCAAAAAGGUUCAGGAACGGAUCCAAAAAAAGACGAAGAAGAAAAUCGAGCUGAUAUCGUCCAAGUUCCUGCCCAAAGAAGAAAAGAAAGAAGAAGAAAUAAAGAUCAUAGUGAUAAAGGUUCAUUUGCAUUGCGAGAAUUGUGAACAAGAUCUCAAGAUUCUGUUGCUCAAACACAAAGAGAUUCACAAGGUCGAGACGAACUUAGGAGACAACACCUGCAAGAUCAUCGGCGUGAUAAAGGAGAAAGAGCUGGUCGAGUACAUUCAGAAGAAAACGAACAAAAUCGCAAAGAUUCUGAAGGUGGAGGCGAAGAUAGAAAUCAAGAAAGCUGAAGAAAAGAAUGACGAAAAGGAAAAGCUGAAAGCCAAAAAAGCUGAGUUUCUCAAGAAAAUCAAGCUGGAAAUAGAGAAAAAGAAGCAGGAGCUGAAGGAAAAGGAUAUAGAGAUCGAAAUAGACGAGUUAUUCAGGAAGAUAAGCGUGGAGAAAGAGGAGAAGAAGAAGGAGCUGAAGGUAAAGGAAUUGGAAAUCGAGAUGGAGGAGUUGUUCAAAAAGAUCGAAGUGGAGAUGGAGAAGAAAGAUUUCCUGAUGCAAAAAGAUGUGGAUAUCGAGGAGUUAUUCAAGAAAAUGAAAGUGAGAAUAGAAGAAAAGAAAUGGGAGCUAAAGGAAAAAUAUUUUGCUACUCCUCAUUAUCACCUUCAUCAUGCUCAUGCUCAUGCUCAUGCUCAUGCUCCCUGCUACAUUCACAGUCCUCCCUGCUACAUUCAAAAGCCUCCCUACUACAGUGAAUACGCUCAUGCACCUCAAUGGUUCUCUGAUGAGGACCCAAAUGCUUGUGUUGUGAUGUAGAAGGCCAUGUAUUCCGAGCACAAGGAUAUUGAAGAGUUAAUUCUUACAUUGAUUGUUGCUAGCUUAUCUUCAAUAAUCUUGCUCGAGCUGCUCCUCAAACCAAUCUGCUAA
Messenger RNA from Zingiber officinale, 1219 nucleotides. Its product is annotated as heavy metal-associated isoprenylated plant protein 4-like. The transcript has 4 exons. The record is from RefSeq and is a predicted model, not a curated record. Gene Ontology annotation, molecular function: metal ion binding. The coding region runs from base 92 to 1108 and encodes 338 amino acids. Lineage: Eukaryota; Viridiplantae; Streptophyta; Magnoliopsida; Zingiberales; Zingiberaceae.